UUCAUAAAGCUGCAACAGGGCAGUUUUUCAAUCUCUGCGCGGCCCUGCUCUCCUCUCGAACUGUCCGCCGCUCAGCGCCCCCCCUGCCGAGACUCUGCUAUAAAGUUCGUGGCUCUUUCCCAAUCUUCUGAAAACUAGGAGGGGGAAAAAAAACACGUUUUCGGGGAGGAAAAAAAAGGCGCUGCGAACGCCAAACAACAAUUUAGCGUAGAGGAGUAAGCCUGCGGCCUAUUUUACCGGCACACUAAGUUGCAAAUCCUAUUACUCUUUGCUCUAAGAUGGGGAGGGAAAAGACACAGUGGCGUGCAUCUGUGGGCUGUCUUCUCUUCAUGUUUGUGCUUUGCGAUGCGCUGGAAUUCUUGUCGCAGAGAAGGGCUUCCCAGUUCCUGACGCGAGAACGGCGGGCCAACUAUAUGCUUGAGGAAAGCAAGAAGGGGAAUCUGGAGAGGGAGUGCAUCGAGGAGGUCUGCGACAGGGAAGAGGCCAGGGAAAUCUUUGAAAAUGACCCUGAAACAGAGUAUUUUAUUCCCCGAUAUGUUGGCUGCCUGGGCUUGUACCGUGUAGGAGUCCCCAGCAGUCACCCUGGCAGCGUGGAGGCGCCGUCUGACCUCCGAAUGUGCGUGACAGAGAUCAGUGACCAGUGCAGCCCCUUGCCCUGUAACAAGGAGGGCUAUGACAAGUGCGUUGAUGGAAAGGCCUCCUACCAUUGUGUCUGCAAGCCGGGGUGGAUGGGAGAGAACUGCGAUGAAGAUGUCAAUGAAUGUGAGGACCCGGAUUUCCUUGCUGGGUGCAACCAGAAAUGUUUCAAUUUCCCCGGCAGUUUCCGCUGCCUCUGUGAUGAUGGCUACAUCCUGUUACCUGACAAGAUCACUUGCAAGGAUAUUAACGAGUGCAUACUGUACCCCAGUAUCUGUGGGCCAGCCCAGUGUGUGAACGUACCAGGAAUAUACGAGUGCAAAUGUCCUGAAGGAUUCAAGUACAACUACUCGUCAAAAUCCUGCAUUGAUAUAGAUGAGUGCACAGAGCACGUGUGUGAAGGGCUCUGUGUGAACACUGUGGGAAGUUUCUCCUGUUACUGUGAUGGGCGAGCAGGGCUGGUUCUGUCUGCCGACAAGAAGUCCUGUAAGAAAAUAACCAGGUGUUUUAAUCUGAAUGACUACAAGAGCGCAGAGAUGCUGUAUCUAGGGGAGCAGUUUGUGGGCUCACCUGUACUUUAUCUGCGUUUCAGACUGCCUGAAAACACAAAUUGCCUCAUCAUUACUUUGUUUGCUGCAAAAAAGCACACGUCUCUGCAGACUGGUCAGUUUCAUGUUGCCUUGCGGAUCUCCUUGGAAGAGCUGGAGAGGAGCAUCACUGUGAAGAUCAGCAAGGAAGCUGUGAUGAACAUCAACAGUCCCCAAAGUCUUUUCCCAUCGGUCAGUGGGAUUCUGGAAACCAAAUUUUAUAUUGCAGGGCUGCCCUCGAAGUCUGACAGCCUCAUCAGACCAAUUAACCCUCGACUGGAUGGUUGUAUCCGGGCCUGGAAUUUCAUGGACCAGGGGGCAUCAGGGGUGAGAGAGGUGAUCCAGGAGAAGGGGAGUAAACACUGCUUUGUGGAGGUGGAGAGAGGCUCCUACUUCCCUGGCUCUGGGCUGGCUCAGUUUGACAUAGACUACAGCAGUAGCAUGAACAUGAAAAACUGGACAUUGAAUUUGAGUCUGAACAUCCGCCCUUCAAGUAGCACUGGUGUGUUGUUUUCCCUGGUCAGUAACAACACCGUGCCUCUCUCUGUGGCGGUGAUGUCCACCUCUCCUGAUGACGAGGACAUAUCCGUCUUCAUUGAGGACGUGCUGGUGGCCAGCGUGCGGCCCAGUAUGCUGUGCUUCCGGAGCCGCCUGGCGCUGGAGGUGGAGCUGUCCAGCUGGGGGGUCAGGGCCUCCUUGAAUUCCAGCGUCUCGGAGCACUACGCUGAGCAGGCCGUCCUGCAGAAGCAGCUGUCUGUGCUGUCCGCAGCCCUGCAGGGGCGCGUCGACACCUACGUCGGGGGUGUCCAAGGUGUUCCUCUUUCAGCAACGCCUGUUACUGCCUUUUAUAAUGGCUGCAUGGAAAUAGUGGUCAACAACAGACAGUUGGAUUUUGAUGAAGCCAUCAGCAAACACAGCGGCAUCACAUCCCACUCCUGCCCUCCAGUCUGAAGGAUACUGGUGCGAUUCUGCUUUUGCAUUUUACGUCGUAGGUCAAUUCUUAAAUUCCACCCGUGUUCGAUUCCUGAUGUAAAAUAUUGUAUAUCCCCGAAAACCCAUGUUUAAAUCCGUACAGUGGUUGUAAAAAGAAGAAUGAAAAUUUCCUGAAAUUAUCAAUUUUUUUAUACCUUUAAUAGAUUUGGCUUGGUUCUAUGCAAUAGAGAUUACAGAUGCUCCUGCCUGCUGUAGGUGUUUACAUUGUACUGUAUGUAUACAAGACAUUAAUAUACAUCUUCUCAUACACAGUGCUAUAGUACGUACUGUACGCUCUUAUCAAGCUUAAAAAACUGUAUUGUGUACAGUACUUUGGUUUAGCAAACGCAUUGAGUCAACGUAUUAAAAAUUAAGGCAGACCUGAAUUUAAUGGUAAAAUGUCUUCCAUUAGAAAAAAAAAACAAUUUCUGACUGACACAUGAUUUAGAAGCUAGCACCUCACAUUCCCACUGCUGGUCAUGUGCAAAUCAAACCGUGUAAAACACAAAUAUUUUGUAUAGUUUUGUAAGAUUUAAACACGGUCAAAAACAGCGUUAAAGGAAAAUUCGCCAGAAGUACAUUUGGAAAUUUGUUUCUGCAUUUUAAGAGUGAACUAGACAUACUGUUUUUGAAAAUGUUUAAAAGUUGUUCUUGCUUAUUACUGUAUUUUUUAGCAUCUUUGUUAAAAUCUGCAUAAAAACCUUUGUACAUUUUUUAAAAAUCCAUAUAGGUACAAUUAUACUUGUUAUUGAAUUGUUGAAACCACAUUCUCAUAUUGUGAUUUGGGGAAAUAUAAAAAGCUUUAUUCCUUUUCUUACCCCUCCUGCAUUACAAAUAGUAAUCGCAUUACAAUGCUGAGCAAAUAUAAAGCUCUUGUAUAACAAAUCCAUAUCUGUGCUACAGUACUUACACAUGACUUUUGCAAAAGCCAGAAAUAGAAAAUAAAUACUGUAAAUGAAGCUUGAACCUGAGAAAUAAAUCACACUGUAAAAUAAAUAACACAUGUAGAAUACUGCCAAAAUUCCAUCUCAUGGUGGAGUGGCAAAGCAAUAUUCUGAGACAUAUAAACAAGGAAUAAAAUGGUUACAGAAAACUAGAAGGUAAACAUAAGUGAAAGAUACAUUCUGUGAUUUUCUAUCUGCAAUUUUCAAACUUUAAAUGACUUUAAAUGUACAUACCAUAGUGUGGUUAAAAUAAGAUCACAGUAUUAUAGUCAUGAGUCUCUGCCUAUUUUAUUCAUGGGUUUUAAUCACAAGUGGAAGAUUUGUCAUUUGAUUGCUGUGGUCGACCGUUGAUUAAUGGAAAAUUAGCUGUAAUGUUGCGAUUACCUGCACCUUUCUGAAUUUGACUGGAUAAGAUGUUGCAACUAAUGAAAGAGGGUUCCUAUAGAUUGCUGUGCCCUGGAUAUCUCGCAGCUUGCAAUGAUAUACUGAUACAGGAAGUCUCCAGAUAAUCAGAUCAACAAUCUUCAGAAGUAUGUUAGGAGGGUACAGCUUCUGGGACGUUCGAUCUGCCUUUGACAUAACACUGAAUAUAUACAGUAUAUACAUGUUGACAUAUUACGCAGUGAGUUCAUUUAAGUCCAAAGUACUGUAGCUUAUGUCCUUAAGGGUGGUUCAGCUUUACUGCACCAUGAAUAGUCUAGAUCACUUGUAACAUAAAAAUCUCACACGUCUAGAGCAAUUCCAGAGGUAUUUUGUUUGUAUAAAUGUAUAUUUCAUAAUUCAGUCCAAUAAAAUGUUUUUUUUUUCACAAUUUGUUUCUUUUCAUCCGUUGUUGUAGCAUUGCAUACUGUACUUGUAAGCUGCAAGUAUUGUUUUGUAAUAACUUUGUGUAUAUAAAAGUGUCAAAGACGCUG
Lepisosteus oculatus (spotted gar) is the source of this 4053-nucleotide messenger RNA. Lineage: Eukaryota; Metazoa; Chordata; Actinopteri; Semionotiformes; Lepisosteidae. The record is from RefSeq and is a predicted model, not a curated record.